Hyalella azteca is the source of this 2932-nucleotide messenger RNA. RefSeq lists its product as uncharacterized. The record is from RefSeq and is a predicted model, not a curated record. The transcript is spliced from 7 exons. Gene Ontology annotation, biological process: chemical synaptic transmission; chloride transmembrane transport; nervous system process. Lineage: Eukaryota; Metazoa; Arthropoda; Malacostraca; Amphipoda; Hyalellidae. Gene Ontology annotation, cellular component: membrane; neuron projection; synapse. Bases 178 to 2814 code for a protein of 878 amino acids. Gene Ontology annotation, molecular function: transmembrane signaling receptor activity; neurotransmitter receptor activity; protein binding.
CCGUGACCGCGUGAACACCGUGGGUCUGGAUCACAGAUUCCUUAGAAAGUUCCUAAUAAAUAGAAAACGUAUGAUCGUAAUAUAUUAGCAGAAUAUAAAGUAAAAUACUCAGCUGUUCAGUUCUGUUAAAUAAACUGAACGAGAGUUGAAUAAGUUGAUAACUCAACACUUCACGAGAUGCCGACCCUUUUCUUCGCUGCAGCUCUGAUGGCCUGCGUGGCUGCUACGGGGGCCGAGUCAGAAUUACCAAAAUCUCUGGAGCAGAAGUCACUGACACGAUGGAGCCUCCUUCAGAGCGCCUCAUCUAACCCUGCGGAUGAUAUCAAGCCAUCCGGGUUUAAACCACCGGAUUUGGCGGACGACCUUCUCUGCUUUCCGGCCACAAAAGUUGACGAAGUUUCGCAGGUUCCCCCAAGCACCUCGGUGGUCGCCUCCAUGUUCCUGCGAGUGCCCCCUGAUGGCGGGCUGGUCGAAGCCUUCGACGAGGGCUCGUGGCUCCUGAACCCGACGGAACCUGGGCAUGUUGAUCAAGCUGCCGCAUUAUUUUCGCUCAAAUUUGACAGCUUCUCCAUCGAUGCCAGAAUGUUGCCGUCGAGCGAGUUAGAGCUUAGCCUACCAUCCGGCAGCCAUCAUCUACUCACUCACUUCCCAGCCAAUAAAUGGUUGAGGCUUCUACUCGUGGUUGAUUUCAACCAGUCAAUGGUUCACGUGCAGAUUGGAGGGGGGCGUGAGCCAAGCAAGUUCCCGCUCUACGAAGCAGAUGACUUCGACUUCUCUGCAAUGUUUGAAGUUGAAAAAUUCAAAUUUAGGAGCAUUCAAUAUAAUUUGUCGUUGAAUGCAGAAAGCUACGAGCUUUAUACUGACAAUGGAACCUUGCUCGAUGCUCAAAUGAUGCUGACAGAAAUAUGUCAUCUAGAUAUGUCAUCAACCUCGAAGAAGUGGAUAGACAUUACAAAUUUCCAGGUUUCAUACGCACAUGAAUUCAAUCUAUCGACAUCUUGCAACACGGAAUUGAAUAUGUCCAAAAUCAUUUACAGGAGUGAGGUAACAUCCUCGCUGGACACAUUGUGCCUGGAUGAAUACUCGAUACUAAAAUUGAACAGCUCUAGUUCCUAUUUCUCUCAUGUCGAACAAUGCUCAAAGUUUCAAGGGUCGGCCCUCACUACAGAAGAUGCGGUUAUUUACGCACCAGAGAUUGCGGCAAUAUCUUCCUCGACACGAAACCAGGAUAGUAUUUUAUCUUGGAUGCAGAGCCUUAACAAUACAAAGGGAAAUUUCAAAUCAUGGUGUUCAGUGUUGCUGCGGAAUGGAUCGUUGCACUUACGCCCUUGCUACGAUUCACUUAGGUUUGGGUUGUGCAAAAUUAAAACAUCGCUGAUUUUUCGCGUUUAUGGAAAAGUUGGACCGUUUGACCGCGAGUAUGUGCUCAUUACCUUGUCUGAUGGAUCUUGGGUACUGAAAGGUUUCAGUUCACUGAUGAAAUAUUCUGAUAAUAAGUGGAUUAUCAAGUCGAAUCUUCACAAAGAGUCGUGCGUAACGGGAGAUUCAACUCUACCGUUGAUCAGAAGCAUUUGGGCAUGUGGAGAGGCCAAUUCAACCUUAGCAUUCUCAUCUUGUCAUUCACAAACAUUUAGUUGUACGUCGGGAGCAUGCUUGCCAAAUCAUUUCAGGUGCGAUGGAAUCACACAAUGUGGCGACAAGAGCGAUGAAGAUGAAUGCACAUUCAUCGUGAAAGACGCGGGAUACAAUAAUUUGGUAAUGCCACCGCCUCUCAAAGAUGAUGACGUCGUACGAAUACGGUACUUCUUCAUUGUGUAUUCAAUCGCCCCAAUACAAACAAGUAAUUUCUACGCAGAUGUCGACCUAACCUUUGGAGUGCACUGGAAAGAUCCACGCCUAACGGUUUGGAAUCCCAUCCAGUAUAAAAACAUCGAGUGUAAGGAUAUUUGGUCCCCAAAAUACAUAGCUGCCGAUGGCCACCCUCAAGGACAUUGGGUCUCUGUACCGGAAGAAAAUACGGACGGAUGCAUGGUGGAUUUAUAUUCUGACAUCCCACCCAUUGAAUCAGUGGACGACCCUUAUAUGGGUCGCCACCUGAACGGCUCAUCGUUCGAGCUCGUGUACAGCCUCACGGGGAUAUUCAGAAUCCCCUGCCAGUUCAACCUGCGCAAGUACCCCUUCGGCGACCAGAAAUGCGAACUCAACAUAUGGGUAGACGCCACAGAGUUCCGACAAAUCGUUUAUGAACGUUUCGCGGACCAGCCUGAAGAAGACGUGAAAUUCAGCGGACGCAAUGACGUUAGAGAGUAUUGGGUUUCCCGGACUUGGAGGAAGGAGGUGAACGAUAACCAUUCUGUAUCUCUGAUCAUUGAAUUGCAAAGUUUGUACGGCUAUCACGUUCUCAACAGCUACUUUACAAGCCUUCUUAUCGUACUUAUCUCCUUUUCAACGGCUAUUUUUCGUGUGGAAGACUUCAAUGAACGAAUAAUGGUAUCGCUAACUGCUUUGCUUGUCUUGACAGCACUUCUAACUCAGGCUAAUUCGUCGUCUGUGCAAACGUCUUACCUAAAAUUACUGGACGUAUGGUACGCGGCUCUCAUUGCUUUCAGUUUCAUGACUGUCCUGGCAAAUACAAUCUUGAAUUUUUAUCAUCAUAAGCUUAUUUCUGAUAACGAACGCGGUAAGAAAUCAUACGAAGAAAUUUUCAUUAUCAAGAAAGUUAAAAUUCUUAACUUCGCUCUUUUCGGGAUGCUCACCAUUGUUUUCUUUACGUUCUUGCUAUUCUACACCCUAAUUGCAGGUGACAAAAUUUGAAGCCAUAAAACUGGAAAAAUAAAUAUAAACUACAUAAUCCCUUCAUUUCACAUGAACCUCAAAGGCUCAUGGAAGCGUCUAAAAGUACGUGUUAUAACUUAUAAGCAUAAGUCAAACU